Molecule: messenger RNA, 2663 nt
Organism: Hymenoscyphus albidus
Lineage: Eukaryota; Fungi; Ascomycota; Leotiomycetes; Helotiales; Helotiaceae
Source: the annotation of a GenBank genome assembly
CUUAUCCUCCACUUCGACGCAAAUAAAAAAAAUUACCCCACAUUGCGACUGGAAUCUACAAACACAAUAUCCGUCAUUGGGAUCACCGAAGGCCACUACAAAUUUCACGUCUCAAUAACUGAUCCGUCCUUCUCGUCGUUUCUCCCCAAUCUGGCGUCACUUCCUUUUCGAUUCAAAUCCGGUGGCAACGGCACCAUGCCUUCCUCCGUUGCUUCCCAUUCCCACCGGAAUACUACAAAAUCCGCGAAUAAACCAUUCAAGUCUCGCAAGUCCACCAAGGGAUAUUUGAAAGAACUCUCGAAAGGUAACUUUUAUCAAUACUCACCCUGCAAAAGUAAAUACUAACUAUACUACAAGGCAAGAUACAAGACCUCAGUCACCGAAAGUCUCCCCACCAACAGCUCAUGUCCAAAUUCGAUCGUCGCAACCAAGCCCGACAAAAGCAACAAGUAAAACACAGAGAGCAUCUCAGAGAGAGCAGCGUAUUUGUCGGCCGCAAUGGAGCGCCCAGAAUCGUUGCGGUUAUGCCAUUAUGCGAGGAUACCAACGCUGCUACUGCCGUACGCCUUUUAAGUAGUAGUCUGGAUGUCGAAGUCGAGGUACCCGAGGAAGGUUCAGUCCGAAUAGAUAUCGAACGAUUCAAACAGAAGAUUCAGUAUGUGGUGGUCAAAAGAGAUCUGGUUUCAUGUUUGGAUGCUGCCAGAGUCGCAGAUUUUGUCGUAUUCAUUUUAUCACCAGAUCAAGAAGUGGAUGCCCUGGGAGAACUCAUCCUUAGAAGUGUCGAAAGCCAAGGAUUAUCCACACUAUUAACAGUAGUCCAAGGAUUGGACAAGAUUGAACCCGCCAAAAAGAGAACACAGGUUCUGGCAUCACUCAAAUCCUAUAUCACUCAUUUCCACCCUGACCAGGAGAAGGUUCAUAGCCUGGACUCACGACAAGAAUGCGCCAACAUGAUGCGCUCAUUAUGUACGACUACACCAAAGGGAGUGCACUGGAGAGAUGAGAGAAGCUGGAUGCUUGUUGACGACAUUCAAUGGCCAGAAACCGAGGGGGGGAAUGUUGUUGUGGCAGGAGUUGUUCGAGGAAAAGGACUAAAGGCAGAUCGACUUGUCCAAGUUGGUGACUGGGGAGAUUUCCAAAUUGAGAAGAUUACAGCAGCUCCUUUAGAGCCCAAAAAGCGACGUUCAGAUGAUAUGGCAGUGGAUGAAUCCGAACUGGUUCUUGACACACCAACUGAUGACCAAGAUGAUCUUGCAGAACUGGCUCCAGAGGAAAUCAUGAUGAGAGAUGACGAUGACGAUGCCACAAUGUCAGUUGCAACAACUGAAAAGCGAGGAGUGCUUCUAGAUGAUCACCAUUAUUUCUCUGAUGAUGAAACCCACCUUCCAGCUGUACCCAAAAAAUUACCAAAGGGUACAUCGUCAUAUCAAGCUGCCUGGUUUUUGGGAGACGAUUUCUCGGAUUCGGGGUCUGAUUGGGAAGAAGUUAACGAGCGAGGAAAUACAUCAACAGAUGUUCCAGCACUUCCAAUGGAUGGUGUCGAGGGAUUUGCUCCAAGAGAGCCGACUGAAGCAGCACCUUCGGAAUAUCCACAAUCAGAAAUGUUCUUGGAUCCAAAUCCAGAUGAUGAAGCAGAAGCCGAGCAACUUGCUUCUUUCAGAAAGCGUAAAGGCGACGAGGCUGAGGAUGAUAGAGAAUUUCCUGAUGAAAUUGAGUUACAUCCUCAUGUUUUGGCACGAGAAAGAUUGGCUCGUUACCGUGGGUUAAAGAGUUUGAGAAGUAGUCGUUGGGAAGAGGACGAAGAUAGAGCCCACGAACCUGAAGAAUGGAGAAGACUACUUCAAGUUCCAGAUUACAAGGCAUCUCGAAGCCAAGUUACCCGAGAAGCUUUGGUCGGGGGAGCGGCAGCAGGAACUCGUGUCCAUGUUUACCUUCGCAAUGUACCAUCCUCGCUAAAGUCUACAUACGAUUCCAGCCGCCCACUCAACCUCUUCUCGCUACUUCGCCACGAGCAUAAGCGAACUGUGGUUAAUUUUAACUUUACUCUCAGUUCCGACUGUGCAGAACCAAUAAAAUCCAAAGAGGAAAUGAUUAUGCAAUGUGGGCCUCGAAGAUUCCUGGUCAAGCCCUUGUUUUCCGAGGGUGGAAACACAUCAAAUGAUGUUCAUAAGUUUGAUCGUUUCCUUCAUCCAGGGCGAUCAGCGAUUGCUACUUUUGUUGCCCCUCUCACUUGGGGCUCUGUACCUGCUCUUUUCUUCAAACGCAAUACCGAGACGGGCUCAGAGACACCACUCACACUCCUCGCAACUGGAACGUCACUUCCACCUUCCUCAAGCCGGGUGAUCGUGAAGCGUAUCAUUCUCACAGGACAUCCCUACAAGAUUCAUAAGAAGCUUGUCACAAUCCGAUACAUGUUCUUCAAUCGCGACGAUGUAGAGUGGUUCAAAGCAUUACAGUUGUGGACAAAGCGAGGUCGAAGUGGAUUUAUCAAAGAGAGUUUGGGAACGCAUGGAUAUUUCAAAGCAACAUUUGAUGGCAAGAUCAAUCCUCAAGAUUCGGUUGGAGUUAGUUUAUACAAAAGAGUAUGGCCAAGAUCGGCAGAGCCUUGGAGUUUUGCGAAUGUUAGCCAAGAGACUGAAGACAUGGUUAUGAUUAGGGGUUAA